Messenger RNA from Brassica napus (rape), 1265 nucleotides. RefSeq lists its product as uncharacterized. Lineage: Eukaryota; Viridiplantae; Streptophyta; Magnoliopsida; Brassicales; Brassicaceae. The transcript has 4 exons. The coding region runs from base 50 to 775 and encodes 241 amino acids. The record is from RefSeq and is a predicted model, not a curated record.
CAACAAACACAUUUGAUUACAGAGCGAGAGAGAGGAGCUUUGACAUUCGAUGGAGAGAUCCCAAGAAGAACUUGAAGCUUCCAACAAUGGCGGAUCAUCACCGAACAAGAUAACUGGAUCUGUUGAUGAAGAGGUAGAGUACCCACCUUUAAACUUGGCUCUAACAGUCACUCCAGAGUUUCUCAAGCAGAUUGAAUCACUCCAACAACAACAACGUCAUGACUCCAACUCAACUCCCCCUGGAAAGACAAAACCUAUGAGUUUCCCAAUCUCGAAGAUCACAAUUGGUGAAUGGACCCGCGACGCAGUCUACGAGCAAGAUCUCAAGGGUAAAAUCUAUUUUGCAUAUAAGAAGAUCAUGUGGGAGUGUCUCGAAGACGACGUAACAACAGAAACAACGAGAAGGAGGAGUAGGAAGAUUGAGAUGCAAUGGUGUGAUGUCUUGUCUCUUAAACCAUGGUACCAUCCACAUGAUCAAACCGGAAUCCUUAGUGUCGAGCUGAGAAAACCUCCAACGUUCUUCAUAGAGACUAAUCCACAGGCACUAAAACACACUCAGUGGCAAAAGUUGGAUCAAGAUUUCACAUUUAAUCACUCUGCUUCUCGUAGCAGGAUGCAUACACUUCAUUUUGCUCCUGGAGUUCUGCAAGCGAAUAUGGAGAAGCUUGUGUCAGGCGAUAGGUUUUGGUCAGAACUGGUCAAAGUCCACUUCCCAACUUCGGAUCAUCUUUACUUCGACAUUUGCCAUGGUAACCACGAGGACAGCAACAACUAAUGACUGAGUGUACUCCUGAUAUUGACAUGGGAGAGAUGAUUUCAACGGCAAAUGUAUAGAACCCACUACUUACUAAAGUUAUAGCUUCUUCUUCUGUUUCCAUUUAUAGAUUUGUCCUCUUUAGGUCUUUUUUACUUGUUGUAUAUAUACCUCCUCUUGGGGUCUUGUAAUGCAGAAAGUGCAUAUUCACAACACGGUUACUUGUUGUGUAAAUAUAAUACAUGGUCAACCUUUGAUUUUAAUGAUUGCAUGGACAAUUCAUAGAAACUAUGAUAUUUUUUGGCUUUUCAAAUUAUUAAAAAAAAAAAAAGAUGAUGGCCAACUAAGAGUUAUUGAAACGAUAUUGACAAAACUUUAUUGGGCAAAUCUCCAAAAUAGCACCUUUCAAAGUUUAUAUCACAAAAAUAGCACUCAAAAACUAAAAUGACCAAAAUAGCACAUUUCUAAGUUUAUCCUUUGAAAAUUUUAAUUUUUUUAUUUUUCAAAAUUU